Molecule: messenger RNA, 1841 nt
Organism: Drosophila kikkawai
Lineage: Eukaryota; Metazoa; Arthropoda; Insecta; Diptera; Drosophilidae
Source: RefSeq, a predicted model, not a curated record
AUGCAAAACUCGAUAAAUUCUUUAGUUCGAUAUUCAAACAUGAAAUUAAUAGUAGUCAGUCUGUUGUUGGCGAUUGCCUUGCUAGGACAAACCAGUGCCAAAAGCGUACUUAACAGCCUUGCCAACGAAAUUGGUCAGGAUGCCUCCGAGUUUGGGCAUGAACUAGGGGAUGAGGGCACUCUAUUUGGACACGAGGCCUCCAACAGCGCCAUCAAUUUAGGUCAUGAACUUUCCCAGGAAGCGGAAGAGGCAGCCAGCAAGGAAGUCAGUUCAGAGCUAACCAAAUUUGGACAGGAAGCCUCCAAUAGUGCCAUCAACUUUGGACAUGAACUCUCUCAGGAAGCGGAAAGCGCACUGAGUCAGGAAAUUAGCUCUACGAAAAAACAAAACUCUUCUUCCUUUGCUCUGCUUACGAAAUCCACGACUGACAAAACUGUUACCAAGGCCACAACAGGUACUGAGGCUACCUGUGCUUGUGUCUGCAGCGAUGGCAGUGCAUCUCAAGUUUCCGGAAAUGUUGUCAAGGCAGCUGAUAAGAUUGCCAGUUCCGCAGCCAAUGCUGCCAGUAGCGUCGCAGGAUCAGCAGCCAGUGCAGCUCAUGAUGUGGCCAGUGCUGCUGGAAAUGUUGCUAGUUCCGCGGCCAAUGCUGCCAGUAGCGUCGCAGGAUCAGCAGCCAGUGCAGCUCACGAUGUAGCCAGUGCUGCUGGAAAUGUUGCUAGUUCCGCUGCAAAUGCUGCCGGAAAUGUUGCUAGUUCAGCUGCCAAUGCUGCCAGUAACGUAGCAGGAUCUGCUGCCAACGCUGCUCACAAUGUAGCCAGUGCUGCUGGAAAUGUUGCUAGUUCCGUAGCAGGAUCUGCUGCCAAUGCCGCUCAUGAUGUGGCCAGUGCUGCCGGUAAUGUUGCUAGUUCCGCUGCAAAUGCUGCCGGAAAUGUUGCUAGUUCAGCUGCCAAUGCUGCCAGUAACGUAGCAGGAUCUGCUGCCAACGCUGCUCACAAUGUAGCCAGUGCUGCUGGAAAUGUUGCCAGUUCCGUGGCAGGAUCAGCUGCUAAUGCUGCUAGUUCCGCUGCAAAUGCUGCCGGAAAUGUUGCUAGUUCAGCUGCCUAUGCUGCCAGUAACGUAGCAGGAUCUGCUGCCAACGCUGCUCACAAUGUAGCCAGUGCUGCUGGAAAUGUUGCUAGUUCCGUAGCAGGAUCUGCUGCCAAUGCCGCUCAUGAUGUGGCCAGUGCUGCUGGAAAUGUUGCUAGUUCCGCUGCAAAUGCUGCCGGAAAUGUUGCUAGUUCAGCUGCCAAUGCUGCCAGUAACGUAGCAGGAUCUGCUGCCAACGCUGCUCACAAUGUAGCCAGUGCUGCUGGAAAUGUUGCUAGUUCCGUAGCAGGAUCUGCUGCCAAUGCCGCUCAUGAUGUGGCCAGUGCUGCCGGUAAUGUUGCUAGUUCCGCUGCAAAUGCUGCCAGUAAUGUUGCUAGUUCCGCUGCCAAUGUUGCUAGCAACGUAGCAGGAUCUGCUGCCAACGCUGCCGGUAAUGUUGCAAAUGAUGCGGGCCAUGUUGCUGGAGAUAUAGGCAGUGCUCUCGGCAAUAUCCUUGGAGGCGUUGCCAAUGCUGGUGGAGAUAUCGCCGGAUCUGCUGCCAAUGCUGCUGGUAAUAUUGCUGGAAAUGCCGCAAAUGCUGCUGGUGAUGUCGCCAAUGCCGCUGGCAAUAUUGCUGGCGAUGCUGCUAAUGCUGCCCAAAACGUGGUCCACUCAAUUACCAACUUGCUUUAGAGUGAACCCGAAAAGGAGAGCCAUUUAUUAAUCACUUUAUAAAUUAUUUAAUCAAAUAAAAAGCGAGCAAAUUAACGAGCAAA